CUCAGAUUGACCCCAGGAGGGAACAGUGAGACAGAUCUGCAGCCCCUGGGUGAGGCCGGCUCCCUGGGGACAGAGCAGGGAGCGAGCUGGGCUCCAGGUGUGCAUCCCCUGGACCGGGUUGAUAAACCAGAGUUAGUGGAAUUGGAGGCAGAGGACUCCUGGGUAGACACGGCGCUUCAUGGGGGUCUUGGCCCAGAAGCCCCAUGGGGCAGGAAGACCAGAAGAGCCGUGCAGCUUGGGGAGGAGGCUGAGGAUGGGGGACAAGGGCUGGGGGAGCAUGGGCUGCCACACGAGUCUGUGCUUGGUCCGCAAGGAGCAGGAGUUGGACAGGGAGAGGUGGCUGAUGCAGGCGUGCAACUGUGGGAGUCGGGUGAAAACCUGGACACACUGGAAGUUCAAAGCACUGAUGCAAAUGUGCAGCAGCCUGCAGAGGCAGAUGAGCUUGAAAUGACCCCAGGAGGGAGCAUGGAGGCAGAUCUGCAGCUGCCAAGUGAGGUUAGGUCCCCAGGGACAGAGCAGGGAGUGAGCUGGGCUCCAGAUGUGCAACCCCUGGAUCAGGUUGAUACACCAGAGUUAGUGGAAAUGGUGGAGGCAGAGGACUCCCGGACAGACACGCAGCUUCUUGGGGGUGCCAGCCCAGAAACCCUCCAGAGAGGGGGGGACCAUGCAGCCAUGCAGCUUGGGGAGGAGGCUGAGGACGGGGCACAAGGGCUGGGGGAGCAUGGGCUGCCACACGAGUCUGUGCUUGGUCCACAGGGAGCAGGAGUUGGGCAGGGAGAGGGGGCUGAUGCAGGUGUGCAACUGUGGGAGUUGGCUGAAAGCUUGGACUUGCUGGAGGACCAGAGCACUGAUGCCAACGUGCAGCUGCUUGCAGAGGUGGAUGAGCUCAGACUGACCCCAGGAGGGAGCAGUGAGACAGAUCUGCAGCCCCUGAGUGAGGCCGGCUCCCUUGGGACAGAGCAGGGAGGGAGCUGGGCUCCAGAUGUUCAACCCCUGGAUCAGGUUGAUAAACCAGGGUUAGUGGAAAUGGUGGAGGCAGAGGACUCCCAGACAGACACACAGCUUCUUGGGGGUGCCAGCCCAGAAACCCCCCAGGGAGGGGGGGACCAUGCAGCCACGCAGCUUGGGGAGGAGGCUGAGGAUGGGGGACAAGGGCUGGGGGAGCAUGGGCUGCCACACGAGUCUGUGCUUGAUCCGCAGGGAGCAGGAGUUGGGCAGGGAGAGGGGGCUGGUGCAGGCGUGCAGCCCCCUGAGGAGGCUGUAACCCUGGACACACUGGUAGUUCAAAGCAGUGAUGCAAACAUGCAGCCGCUUGCAAAGGUGGAUGAGCUCGAACUGACCCCAGGAGGGAGCACAGAGGCAGAUCUGCAGCUCUUGAGUGAGGUCAGCUCCCUGGAUACAGAGCAGGGAGGGAGUGUGACUCCAGAUGUGCAUCCCCUGGACCGGGUUGAUAAACCAGAGUUAGUGGAAUUGGAGGCAGAGGACUCCUGGGUAGACACACAGCUUCGUGGGGGUCUUGGCCCAGAAGCCCCAUGGGGCAGGAAGACCAGAAGAGCCGUGCAGCUCGGGGAGGAGGCUGAGGAUGGGGGACAAGGGCUGGGGGAGCAUGGGCUGCCACACGAGUCUGUGCUUGGUCCGCAAGGAGCAGGAGUUGGACAGGGAGAGGGGGCUGGUGCAGGUGUGCAACUGUGGGAGUUGGCUGAAAGCCUGGACUUGCUGGAGGACCAGAGCACUGAUGCCAACGUGCAGCUGCUUGCAGAGGUGGAUGAGCUCAGACUGACCCCAGGAGGGAGCAGUGAGACAGAUCUGCAGCCCCUGAGUGAGGCCGGCUCCCUUGGGACAGAGCAGGGAGGGAGCUGGGCUCCCGAUGUGCAACCCCUGGAUCAGGUUGAUACGCCAGAGUUAGUGGAAAUGGUGGAGGCAGAGGACUCCCGGACAGACACACAGCUUCGUGGGGGUGCCAGCCCAGAAACCCCCCAGGGAGGGGGGGACCAUGCAGCCAUGCAGCUUGGGGAGGAGGCUGAGGAUGGGGAACAAGGGCAGGGUGAGCAUGGGCUGCCACAUGAGCCUGUGCUUGAUCCGCAGGGAGCAGGAGUUGGGCAGGGAGAGGGGGCUGGUGCAGGCAUGCAGCCCCCUGAGGAGGCUGUAACCCUGGACACACUGGAGAUUCAGAGAACUGAUGCAAAUAUGCAGCUGCUUACAGAGGCAGAGGAGCUCAAAUCAACCUCGGCAGGGAGCACAGAGGCAGAUCUGGCACACUUGGGUGCAACUGGGAUGUUGUGGGAAGGGGAGCAGAGUCAGCCUCCUGGUUUGGAGGCAGGUCUGCGUGCAGCUCACGCCGCAGACACGUGGGAGGGAGCUGCUGGUGCACGUGUGUCCCCUCCACUUGAGGCUGCUUCCUAUCCCGAGUGUGCCGCUGCUGCUGAGGGUCCUGGUCUGGAAGUAAAGCUGGGAGCACUCACUGGUCCUCAUGGGCAGAUCCUGGAGGACACCCAGACACUGGAAUUACCACAGGGAGAGAGAGCUGCUGCAGAGGGGAGGCUUCUGGAUGGAGCUCAACGUCUGGAGGUGGUGCAGGGAGAGAGGCUGGAGGCGGGGGUGAGUUUAGUUGACACUCAGGGUCUAGGGCUAAAGCAGGGCCGUGAUGAUGGUGCGUUUGAGCUGGCCUCCCUGGUCUUCGAGGUGCCGUUACAAAUCAGCACUCUAAAGCUGGAAAGGAUGAUGCAGAAGGAUGUUCUCAUUCCAGAUGUGCGGCGGCUAGGCACUUCGGGACAGGCAGUCCAAAGCGAGCUUCAGGAGCAGGUCUCGGCACAGGCAGAUAAGGUGAGGCUUCACACUGCUUCCCAGCAGCUGAAGGAGAAGCCACUGCAUGUGGUGGAAACAGAGCAGGUAGCUGCCAGACCCGCUGAACCUCCAAAACAAGAGAUGCCACCAGCAUCAACCCUUCACAUGAGGGUCCAACAGGAGGAAGAUGCUGGGAAAGACCAGCUGGGGAUGGUCCUUGGAGACAGCUCAGUGGGGGAUGGAGACAACAGCAGCAUGCAGCCUCAAAAGCAACACUUGGGAGAACAGAGUGAAGACCUUAAUGUUGAUCAAUGGGAGAAGAAGCAAGAAGUUGGACAGAAAACGAGCCAGAAAGGUGAGCCCAGCCCAGGAAAGCCAGGGGCUGUGACUGCAGAUGGGGGAGGACCUGCCCCAAGGGGUUCUCCUGAAGCCUCCCUGGAGCCAGACCACCUCUACAACGUGCUGUUCGUCGGGGACUCCCAUGUGGGAAAAACAUCAUUCCUGUACCGGUUGCACGCCGACACCUUCAACCCUCACCUCACUGCCACAGUAGGACUGGAUUAUCAGGUCAAAAACCUCAUUGUGGACAACAAGCGCUUUGCUCUCCGCCUGUGGGACUCGGCCGGUCAAGAAAGGUACCACAGUAUGACCAAGCAGUUCUUCCGGAAGGCGGAUGGCGUUGUGCUGAUGUACGAUAUCACAUCGGAGUACUCCUUCUCGGAUGUGCGGUACUGGCUGAGCUGCAUCCAGGAAGGAGCAGAAGACGGAGUUGCUAUUCUGCUUCUUGGGAACAAAACUGACUGCGCUGAAGUCAGAAAGGUCCCUACAGAGGAGGGGGAACGCUUGGCCAAGGAGCAUCAGCUCACGUUUUACGAAUGUAGUGCUGCCUCGGGCCACAAUGUCUUGGAAUCCAUGGUCAGCUUAAUCAGGUUGCUCAAAGUUCGUGAAGAUGAAUUGAAAAAUAAAGCAGCAGAGGUACCAAAGCCACCCCGGAAGAAAAAGGGCUGCUGCUAGUGAUGGACAGACCCCCCUGCCUCCCAGAUCUGAAACUGCAGCGACAGCCAGAAAAGCAUAAAAAUAGCCCUCAAACACCAUCUCUGCUCCCCAUGUGUCUGCCUUGCCUGACCUCCCUCAGAUGCUGAGAGCAAAAGCUGCUGCGGAGGAGCUGGCUGUCACCCGGCCCCUUCCCCGCUCAUCUCCUGCCAUUAUCCCAGAGCACAUAAGCCCUCCAAAAUACUUGUUGGGAAAUUUUGCCACUUUCUUUUGGAGACAAAGAACAGGCUAAGGAAAGAGGCAGGAAAGGAAUGCAGCUGGAUCUGAGAUGCUGGAACGAUACUGGAAGCAGCAGGGAGCAAAACCGUGUCUUGGGAUAAAAGAAAGGAAUACCAGGAGUCACCUGAAGACCAGUGUAUAAAACAAGGUGGGGUUAGGGCCAUUGGUGCUGCCAUGCAGUGGUGACUUUUGCUCUGGCUUUGCAAUCUGAUCGGAUUUGAUCCGGAACAAUGAAGUAUGCAAUAUAUCCUAAAUGCACUUUGUAAGUCUUUCCAAUUAGGCAAGGUAAGCUAGUUUUUCCUCUUUCCUGGCUUAUUGUGCCAGUGAGCAGUAAUGGGUCUUGACAGAAAACUGCUAAAAACUUUGUUCAAAAUAAAUUCAAAAGCCCCAAUAGCACGUCCAGGAUAAUAGAAAGAGCACUGGGGUGUGGGAUGUAUGAUCAGAUAAAUGCUUUCCAGACGUCUUCUCAUUGCAUUGCUCCCAGAGCAGACUUUUGCACUAUUGCAGCAACUCUCAGGAUGGGCAGGGAAGAGCAAGGUGCUGCACCCUGCCCUCCUACAACUGAGACGGCUUCUUUAUGAAAUACUGAAUCAGUUUUAAAAGGCAGCGUGAAAAAUCUAAACAAGCACAUGUCACAAUUUCAAGGGUUUUUUUCUUUUUACAGCUUGAUGCAGAGAACUGUAUUUUUGCAGAGAAGGACAUACAGACUAAAUAAAAAAGAAUAUGAAUGUUAUAUGUUAGUAUUUUUAUAUAUUCAUGUGUUGCCUCAUCCCCCAGCAGUUCAACAGCUGUAUUCAAAGACUGUGCUUACAUGCAUAUUUUGGGGAAAUAAUUCUGCUCAGAUGGAUUUGCUUUUUGUUGCCAUUAUUAUUUAUAUGUAUAUUAUGGCAAAGCAUAAUAGUAGCCAGUUUCUGCUUUACAAAAAUAUAGUGACAACAAGAGUUGGUUUUCUAAUAACACUAUAUAUUAAAAAAAAAAGUAUAUAAUUCUG
Molecule: messenger RNA, 5047 nt
Organism: Aquila chrysaetos chrysaetos
Lineage: Eukaryota; Metazoa; Chordata; Aves; Accipitriformes; Accipitridae
Gene: RAB44
Product: RAB44, member RAS oncogene family
Exons: 7
Coding region: 448-3798 (1116 amino acids)
Molecular function (GO): GTP binding; calcium ion binding; GTPase activity
Source: RefSeq, a predicted model, not a curated record